Molecule: messenger RNA, 249 nt
Organism: Funneliformis mosseae
Lineage: Eukaryota; Fungi; Glomeromycota; Glomeromycetes; Glomerales; Glomeraceae
Source: the annotation of a GenBank genome assembly
AUGAAUUCCAAGGAAUUAACACUAGUCACAGAAGAUUGUUUUGAUAGAAUAUCGUUAGCUAUAUUAUAUGGUGCAAGAUUAUCAAUUCUGGAAGGAUUUCACGCUCUUUUAGUUAGUUUUUGUUUAGGAGUGGAUUCUACUUCCAUUUCAGUUGGGUUAAUAACACGAGUUCUAAGAUUCAUCUCUUUAUUUGAUUCGAACGUUCUAAUCAUUUCUCUUUAUCGUGUUCUUGCAUUCUUCCUAUCAGUG